GAUUUUCAAUAUUUAAGUAAGUUCUUUUCGCACAAAUCCACAAACCAUAUUAAUGGCCAACUUUCAGAUCCAUCAAAAAAUGGAUGAAGUCAUGCCAACCCCCCCCCCCCCGCAACCAAACAUCAUUGAUGCGCUAAACCAUAAAACCCCCAUGGAUCUUACCUACAUCAAAGAAUUCGCCAAUGAAUUCACCGAGAUUCCAGAAUCCAAGCCCAGGGAAAAAGGCACGGUGUUCCAUAUAGGACCCUACAAAACCAAACGUUUCCGUUAUCCACCUGAAUGCGAUUCCAACGAACUGUUGGUUCCAUCCAUACGAUUCAAAAACAACAUCAAGCGAAUCCAGCACUUCAAAUGGAAAUGUGACUUGUUGGUUGAUACGAUAAACUUUCUGAAUACCCAUUUUCACCCCCUGAAUCUAUUCAUUAACGACGACUUUAAAGAUUCCGUUAACAUCUUCACCCAAAACGAGAUCGAUAUCAACAGAAAAUUGCCAAGGAAAAGCCAUCGCACACGGAAAUUGAAAAAAAGUACAAAGACGGAAAAAACAAACAAUAAUUCAUAGAUUAAUUUAAUGCUUCCACAUCAUUUCAUUAUUAUUAUUAUUAUUAUUAUUUUAAUACUAUAUAUUUGGGACCAAAUUCUCUUUAUUUUAAUAGAAUAAAUUCUUCAUUAUUUUUUCUAUUGAUGAAAUACCCAGAA
Phytomonas sp. Hart1 is the source of this 699-nucleotide messenger RNA. The record is from the annotation of a GenBank genome assembly. Lineage: Eukaryota; Euglenozoa; Kinetoplastea; Trypanosomatida; Trypanosomatidae.